UGUGAAUGAAAAUAUAUAUCAAAUAUAUAUUUUAGCUGAUACCAUGCAAGAACAAAUCAUCGAAAAUACUUUCAGCUCUUUGACAAUGGAUACAAUAUCAUCCGGCGAUAGCAAUGAUAGCAGCUUCGCAUCACCAUCGGUAUCGCCACCUACAUACGCCGAGCUCACACCCGCGGUCAAUUACGGUUUCGACCACUGCAAUAUCAAUUACGAUCACGGCAACAUAACUACCAACAAUAACAGCAAAAUAGGUUACGAAGACGGCAACGGUCAUCAUCAAUAUGAUCACGUUCCACUGAGCACCGCGCACCUCCUCGACAUCCUAUCGACGGCGGACGUCGGCGAUGACGGAGAUUUCAGAACUGACAACGGCGAGGAGCUCGACGAGGGCAGCGAACUGGCGGCAUAUCUCUUCCAGAACUCGGAAUGGGUAACGAAUAACCAGACUUUAAAUAUUCCAAAUAAUCAAACUAAUCAUCAGUAUUUUCCGACAUUGAGUGACACAACACAAUUUCAGAGUUGUUGCCAGAAUGGUCCGUCAGGCUAUUCGUCGUUCAGUAACGGCUAUUCUCAUUCGGACACCCAGACCUUGCCAAAUGUUCCAUAUUUCGGACAUAACGACUACCAACAUCCACAAGUAUCCACCCAAACGAACGGAACGUAUCCAAAUCAGGCUCAGUCGAACAGCGAGCACCGUCCUCCUUUUCAAACACACAUACUGCCGAGAACCAGAGCAAAGACAACCACGAAACCUCGACGUCGGGUCGUCACCGUCGCUCAGCGGAAAGCCGCCAACGUCCGAGAAAGACGGCGGAUGUUUGGUCUUAACGACGCCUUUGAUAAGCUUCGUAAAGAGGUGCCGAAAUUCAAGCACGAGAAGCGACUAUCUCGAAUCGAGACGCUACGACUAGCUAUUCUCUACAUCGGGUUCCUAAACGACAUCGUCACACGAAAGAGCGUCAACCAUGAAAGCGAAGUUGACAAUGCCAGUGGUUAAUCUGUGGUGAUUAGGAAGGGGGGGGGGGUAUCAAGAUACAAUUUACAAUAAAAAUGUCAACUUUGUCUGCGGAAGCAAAUUUUUUUUACCGAUGAUAGAAAAAAAGGUGAGGUUUAACCUUAAAAAAGUUUGUGAAUCCAUCCUUCAUCAUGUAUAACUCAGGGAAUCAAGGAAUUACCAAGGGGAGGGGUCACCAUAAAACUGUGUGGGUGUGUGCCUUUUUUGCUUUAAGUCCCCUUGAAUAUGAACUGAAGUCAUCGGUCCCCUGGAUUCUUACCUAUCAGUUUAAUGUAUUGUAAUUAUUGGUCCUUCUUUUAUUUGUUUUCAGUAUUGUCAGGAUUUUGAUUGUGAAUUUUUACAUAGAUUACUUUUUUGCUCACUGCUUGCAUCUUUAAGAUGUAUGUUUCAGUAUUAAAUCAUGACAGAUAAAUGAUUAAAAAAAAUCUGAAAUUCAAUGCUUUUUCCAUUCAACUGAUUGACGAGAGUAUUAAAGGAAAAAAGUGAGUCGUGUGGGAAGAGUAUGCAUAUGGGAGCAUAUUCAGCAUUUCUUAUUUCAAUAAAAACAUACAAAAAUACCCCCCUCCAAAAAAAAAAAAUUGUUGCCU
Messenger RNA from Lytechinus variegatus (green sea urchin), 1602 nucleotides. Its product is annotated as protein dimmed-like. Bases 44 to 997 code for a protein of 317 amino acids. Gene Ontology annotation, biological process: developmental process; regulation of transcription by RNA polymerase II. The record is from RefSeq and is a predicted model, not a curated record. Lineage: Eukaryota; Metazoa; Echinodermata; Echinoidea; Temnopleuroida; Toxopneustidae. The transcript has 3 exons. Gene Ontology annotation, molecular function: RNA polymerase II transcription regulatory region sequence-specific DNA binding; protein dimerization activity; DNA-binding transcription factor activity, RNA polymerase II-specific.